AUGCCCCCCGCCGAGAACUUGAACUUUGCCCUCUUCCCUGGCCAAACACAUCCGUCUCAGCCGAUUUCGCUAAGUGCGCAGGCCACCUCCGACCUCCACCAAUACGGGCGCGGCCGCGCCAUUGUCAACGAGUGGUUCCGCAUCUGGAUAGAGCCCGCGACGCAGGACAUCUCUCCUCCCCUCGCACACUCCAUCGCGACACCCGCUCGCACCGCGGAGCUGCUGCUCUUCAUGGAGCACUUCUUGCGCUUCCGAACCAUCGCCCUCCGCGACCUUCUCACUACACCCCCGGAUAUCGCCUACUUCCUCUCGCGCGAGAUGGCGCUGCUGGACUGGCUCGGGCGGUACUGGGAGGCUUUUCAGCAGCGUAUGUGCGAGGCCACGCUCCCACUCCCACGCGCGCUGGACACGUCUGUAAAGCUUUGCCCCAAGACCGAGUCCGAGCACAGGAACCGCUUCGUCGUAGAGUGGUUCUCCAGCAACGGGCUUGACUUGCGGGCCACACAGAGCAUCUUCGAGCGCGAUGCGUUCCAGGAGUUGAAGCGCCGAAUUGCCCUGCAUUACGGGAACGACCGCGCCGUCGGUGGAUGGGACAAAAGGCGGUACUGGGCUAUCUUCUCGACGGCGCUGAAACGAUCCAGUGAGCAGAGUGACAAACAGUUGGAAUACUUCGUCGGCUUCGACGGGUGGCAAUCGCGCUUCACUUUGUUCAACACGGCAUUGCUGCGUGGGGCGCCCCUAGACGCGAUGCUUGCGUCCCUUCGCUGCAUCCACGAUCCUGUCACCUUGGGAGGCGCGUUCGCGGUCGGGGCGGUGCACAAAUCCAGCAGACUGCCGAAGGAAGAACGAUCAAAGUGGCUCGGACGGACGAUGAUAUUCAUCAUCAACCAUGCCCUUCGCGCGCUCUCGCAAGGCUCAGAUGCUUGCGCAGAGGAGGCAGUUGCCGCCUUUCUCGCGAUUAGUCGAUACAACCUUUAA
Schizophyllum commune H4-8 is the source of this 978-nucleotide messenger RNA. RefSeq lists its product as uncharacterized. The transcript has 3 exons. The coding region runs from base 1 to 978 and encodes 325 amino acids. The record is from RefSeq and is a predicted model, not a curated record. Lineage: Eukaryota; Fungi; Basidiomycota; Agaricomycetes; Agaricales; Schizophyllaceae.